UACUCCAGAUAUGAUCACUAGCGCUGAAUGGUCAUUCCCAACUACACUUACGAAGAAAAACUACUUGGCACAAAACUAGAAAUCAGCAAUUUCGUUUCAAAAUCCUACACUCUAUAUCUGUCUUUUCUAAUACGGUGACCACAAGGCACAUGCGGUUAUUUAAAUUUAAUUACACUUAAAAAUUAAGUAAAAUUUAAAAUUUAGUUUCUCAGGUGCAUUAGCCUACAGAUCAAAUGCUUAACGGCCACGUGUGGCUAAUAGCUAUCAUGUUGAACAGCAAAGGUAUAGAAAUGUCGCUAUGACAGAAAGUUCUAUGGGACUGGGCAAUGAAUAGUACGAAGGCGAAGUCAUCCAAGAACGUGGCUGCCCAAGCAGCUUCAGGCGAGGCGGCGACACAGUUCCGGGGCCGCACAUCCCGAGGGGCCGCGGGCUCCGGGAUAUUCGCGCGGACGCGGAGCCCACGAGCUGGGGAUACCCUCCACAGGCGGGCGUUAAACCGCGCGGGCAGCGCUGCGAGAGCUCCCAAACAGGACUCGAGCGGGGAGCCCCGAGGCCGUGCGUUUCCCCGCCGCGCCAGACAGGGAGGGCCUAGAUGUGCCGGCACUGGUUGGUCAGAGGCGGUGGCCUCUGACCUUUCCGCGAGCUGAGAAGACGGCGGGAGGAAAAAAGGCAGACACAACGCUGGGCGCCCGGCGGUCCCUCCGCUGACGGCGGGUAAUGCUCGGACAGCGAACCGGCGGUGGGGGGUGCCCGGGCCUCCCGGGCGACGGCGAAGGCGGAGUCCCGGCCCGGCCGGGGAGGCUGGCUGAGAGGCCCCCCCAGCUGCCCGCCAAAGUAAACAAGGCCGCGACAUGCGCUGCGCACUUACCGGGAGCUGCGGCCUCGCGGCCGCUGAGCCCGGACGAGCCAGACCGGGUCAGGCCGGGCCAGAGGGACUGGAUUGGGGAGAAGCGGCGGCAGAGGCGGCGGGCCGACGCCGGUCAAGCCCGUGCUGCUUCCUCCAGAAGAGUCGUCCCCGCAGCUCCGGAAGUACUUGGCGCCGUUGCGUCACUUCCGGAUCGGGGUCGACCCACGGUCGCUCAGGUCGCGACUGGCUCCUGGUUAGAGGGCCUCUUUAGCGCCGCCUCCUUGCAAUUUAGCGCUCUGACCCAUAGUCUGACUAGGGUACGGCAGGUGCCGACCGCGUCUGAUGCCACCAUUCGCCUACCAGCGUCUCCCGUUGAGAUGUUCUUAACCAACGCGUUUCUCACCGCCUUGUCAUUUCACUGGUACUCCGGGAUCGGGCACGGAGAAGACAUCCUGGCGUCGGUGGAAUGUCUAAAGACCAUUGUUUCCCGGCCGCUAUCUGGUCUGAGGGGAGCUGGGCCGGGAAUUUCUGCCUACACCCCGAGGCGGUCGCCGGGUGGCCCCAGAGCCGCAACCAUACCACGCUUUCGCUUCCCCCGCCGCGGCCUCGUUCGCCGCCCAGUUCGACUUACCGUCACCGUGCAAGGUUGCAUCUUAACUGCCUUGCUUGCAGUUUCUUUUCACACUAUAGGAGUUGUCAUCAUGACUUCCAGUUACCUUCUGGGACCGGUUGUCAAAUGGUGUGGCUAGAACUCAGAUUGUUGCUGCACCACAGUGGAAAUGCCAAUGUGAAGCCGCUGAUGUUAGGAAGGCUCCAGGGUGUGCAAUUCCAUAGACAACAAAUCAAAUCAUUUCCAACCAUACUGGACUCGCGUAUAUACGCAUUUAAGACACCUGUGAUGGCCGGUCGCUGUGGCUCAUGCCUGCAUUCCCUGCAUUUUGGGAAACCAAGGUGGGAGGAUCGCUUGAGCCCAAGAAUUUGAUGUAGUGAGACCCCUCCUUCUUUCUACAAAAAACAAAAACAAAAACAAAAAAAACUAAAAAUUAGCUGGGCGAGG
Messenger RNA from Cercocebus atys (sooty mangabey), 1904 nucleotides. It is a transcript of the gene ARIH2OS, whose product is annotated as ariadne homolog 2 opposite strand. The record is from RefSeq and is a predicted model, not a curated record. Lineage: Eukaryota; Metazoa; Chordata; Mammalia; Primates; Cercopithecidae.